AUGGCUAAAGCUCAUGCAGCUACGAAGGAGCUCCUUCAGUCCAUUCGAAAUGCAGCCAUAGCCAACGAUAAGGCUAAGGUGGAGCGUAUAAUUGGGUUCGUAUUAUCAGCCGUGGAUGAUAGGAGAAUUGAGAGUGCGAAGAUGCACAGGAAAAUUAAGGAAAAAGAACAUCAAAUUCAAUGCAAGAAAGAACAGCUUCAACAGUUAUGGUCAAGGAAUGCACGAAAAGGUCACAAGUCGCAAACUAGAUUGGACGUCGAGGCGGGGGGUCGGCGGAAUAGGAAGGGUAAGAAGUCGCUAAAUCCAAACAUGCACGGUGGGGAUCUUGCCCGAGUCAAAAAGCAGAAGAUCGUAGACCUGGACGGAGAUGGAUUGGAAACGAUGUUUAGAGAUACAUGA
Molecule: messenger RNA, 399 nt
Organism: Perkinsus marinus ATCC 50983
Lineage: Eukaryota; Perkinsozoa; Perkinsida; Perkinsidae
Exons: 4
Coding region: 1-399 (132 amino acids)
Source: RefSeq, a predicted model, not a curated record